GCUAUCCUUGUUUACAUCUUCUUGCUCUGUCCUCUCUUUGAUAUUUCUGUGCAUUUCUGUUUUUGAAUAAGACACAUAAGAAUACAUCUUCAGAAUCAGCUAAUUCUCAAGUCGAAUUUGCCGUGAUGGGUUCCACAGUUGAGCUCGCAUCCUCGUUCAUCGAAGGUGCCCCGCCAGGCGAGCUCUCUGAUGUUGUCGCUGAUAUCAAGGCACUCACCUCGAACGAAUCGGAUAUUAUUCCCUCUCUUGCGCCUGCAUUUGAACGAUACAAUGAGAAGCAAUUGGCUACCGUGAAGCUGCCCGGAGCUAGUCAGGAGGUCAUCGUCAGUGAAUUCAACAAGUUAGAAGGGAACCGAUACUUUGACGUCGAGAGUCAGACGUCGUUCGAGGUGGAUCAUGUAACACAGCAAGCGUCUGGUGCGCAGUCAUAUGUCCUGGAAUCGCAAAAUGCGGAUUUGAUCAAAUCUCUCCUCAAGUCGCUCGCUAAACACGCUGCGGAACAUUACCCCAACUGCUCCUACGGCGUCUACCCUACCGAGGACGACACGGCUGUCGCGAUUCUACUUGUUGCAAACCGCUACUCGCCAAACAACUUCUGGAACGGUCGCUUCCGCUCCAUCUACCAAGUCCCCGUGUCCGAGUCGACCACCGUGAGCGGCAAGAUCCUUGUGGACGUGCAUUACUAUGAGGAUGGCAAUGUGGCUCUCAACACGAACAAGCCCAUCAAUAUCUCCAUUCCCUCGAUCUCUGCUGAGAGCAUCAUCUCCCGCAUUGCGGCUGCGGAGCGAGACUACCAGGAGGAGCUUAACCGAGCGUUCGUGCAGAUGGCGGAGGGUGCAUUCAAGAACCUGCGGAGACAAUUGCCCAUUACCCGGCAGAAGGUGGAGUGGGAGAAGGUCGGAGGGUACCGGCUGGGACAGGAUAUUGCUGGUGGAAAGGGGCGGUAAACUGUCCGUGGGAUGUACAGAUGCUGGAGGACUGCGAUUGUCUGACCAACAAUGUGUAGAUGGUCGUUUACAUAGUUAUUCUGAAGCGUGAAUCCGACUUUGCUAGAAUGCGUACUCUUGUUCUUCUACC
Aspergillus novofumigatus IBT 16806 is the source of this 1077-nucleotide messenger RNA. Its product is annotated as F-actin-capping protein subunit alpha. The record is from RefSeq and is a predicted model, not a curated record. Bases 126 to 947 code for a protein of 273 amino acids. Gene Ontology annotation, biological process: barbed-end actin filament capping; actin cytoskeleton organization. Lineage: Eukaryota; Fungi; Ascomycota; Eurotiomycetes; Eurotiales; Aspergillaceae. Gene Ontology annotation, cellular component: actin cortical patch; F-actin capping protein complex. Gene Ontology annotation, molecular function: actin filament binding. The transcript is spliced from 7 exons.